Messenger RNA from Henningerozyma blattae CBS 6284, 1035 nucleotides. RefSeq names its product Gti1/Pac2 family protein. The coding region runs from base 1 to 1035 and encodes 344 amino acids. Gene Ontology annotation, molecular function: DNA binding. The record is from RefSeq and is a predicted model, not a curated record. Lineage: Eukaryota; Fungi; Ascomycota; Saccharomycetes; Saccharomycetales; Saccharomycetaceae. The transcript has a single exon.
AUGAAUAUCAAACCUACUUGCACAGGUUAUAUAGAAGAUGAAGCAGAUGCUUUACUCAUUUUACAAGCGGUUCUCGAUGGUAAAUUAAACCAUAUCCCAAGAAGACCUUACGAGAUUGAAAGACCCUUUCUCAUCGUCUCUGGUAAUAUCUUUGUCUUUAUAGAAGAAGUCUCUGGUAUCAAAAGAUGGACUGAUGGUGUUAGUUGGUCUCCUUCAAGAAUAACGGGCAAAUUCUUAAUCUAUAGAGAAUUGAAUAAACGCAAUACUACAACACCAACAAUUAAACUACCACCUCUGAUAUCAACUACAACUCCACCUUCCAAACCUUCAAGAUAUACUGGGUUUGUGAAAAAAACAAUCUCUCUAUCACUUUUACAAUCCAAAUAUCAAACAGAAGAAACCUUACACAUCGUUUCCUACUACAAUCUCGAUGAUGUCAAGUAUGCCAAACUAUCAAAACCAAAAGAGGAUCCCUAUUAUAAAGAUAUCAUCCCAUGUAUUGAUUUAAUCACUUCAAUGGAAAAUACCACUUUGGGCAAUUAUAGUAAAGCAAAUUUCUCUAAUCACAAAGCAGUACUCCCCGUGACAAAUCAUUAUUUUCCUCAAAUAAAUCCUAUCCCUACACCAUCCUCAUCCUCAUCUAUGAUAACUAUCCCUACUUCGUAUUAUUUAUCGGAAAAUCAAUCAUCAAACAACAUUGCAAAUAACAUUGCAAACACAAUUGCAAACACACAUUUCAUUAAUAAUGGCAUUUCGAAAUAUUCAAUUUCCAAAAAUAAUUACAUCAAAACAAUCCCCAAUCACAAAUCUAUUUCCUCAUACCUCUCUACAAACUUGUCUCUUUCCACACCAACACUUUACCAUCAUCACUCGACCGAUUUUACAUUCUCACAACCCACUAUCACAUACCAUCAUCAUCAUCAUCAACAACAACCAUUGACAAGAAAUGCCAAUUCUCAACCUUCAAAUACAACUACAACUACAACUACAACUACAACUUCUGAAAUCAUUUCAGAAAAAAUUACAAAAAGUUAA